AGCUUCGACGCCCUCUGCCCUUUUCGCUGCUGAUCCUUCAACAUGUAUAUCGUACAUCCCUUAGAUCCAGAAUCGGACAAAAGCCCGGAUUCAUACUCGCAUUACGACACGUAUCGCGACACAUCCCGUCUGUAGGAUCCCUGCUUACCUGCAUUUUGACGAGCCGAUAUAGCGCGUCUUUUUCCUUUUGUAUACAUAGCACAGCAUGGUCAGUCGCGGUGGUCGUUCAAAAGGUUGUGCAAAUUGUCGUCGCCGGCGUGUGAAAUGUGACGAAAACCGCCCCGAAUGUGGACAAUGCAUCAAGCGUGGACUCAAAUGUCAAGGGCCCAAAGACCUUACUUGGAUCAAUGAGAGUAUCACGUUUGAAAGCAAGCCAGCAAACACAACCCAGAACGCGAUCGUCAAGAUAGCGAGUCCAAACCAGCUAUCUCUCGCAGCCUUUGAAGACGAUAUCUGCUUAGCAUAUACGCGAAAAAACCUGCUACGCGGGGGGCCCGUUGAGAUAGCCUGCAACAUGAUCGAAAGCCAUGCCGUAUCCAUGAGAAGCGACGACCCUGGCCUUGAUUUAUUGCGAAAAGGUAUAGUGAGCCUGUCUACCACUUUCUUCGGUAGCCAGCAUCGACAGGGCGAUAUCACGACCAAAGGCUAUCAAAAGUAUGGUCAGGUGCUGCGGCAGCUCAAUUCACAUCUUGCUCGUACAGAGCUUCAGACGACGAACGAAACACUACUUACGGCACUGUCUUGUAUGCUUCUCGAGAUCUUCUUACCUACCGGACCGACGAACUUUCUGAAACAUCUGCGAGGUCUCGAUGCUAUUGCGAGGCUACGAGGCCCACCCAAGGAGUCUGAAGGCAUCAACGCUAUUAUCUUUCGGGGCUUGCGCAUUCUUUCCAUCGUUGGAGCACUUGCAGAAUCCAGACCUUCUAUAUAUGCGACCGAGGAAUGGAAGCAGAUUCCUUCUGCACAUUCGAACGAGUCAGGACUGUUUCAACACCACGUUUUCUCCAUUUUGGCUGACUGCACCCGCCUCAUCAGCCAGCGGAAUGCUCUACUGCGCUCGAAAGCAUCAUCGACGAGCUUUGAGCCCUUGCUUACCGAGGUGGAGGAGGUCCUUACUAACCUGGAAGCACUACAUCCGUUUUGGGAGGUUCUGAACCGGAAUCAACUAGCUGAAACGACUGAGCGAUCUGACAUGGCCAAGACACUGGGAGUGGCCAACCAUGUUUCUGCAACAGCAUUGAUGCUUUACAACACCGCAUACAUAUGCGUCAUCCAGAUCAAAGAUUCACUAUCUCCAUCGCCUGUCAACGUCGCACUGCGAAACGCCGCCGCGAUGAAAAUCGCCAAAUGCCUGGAGUUGAAAGAGUACGAGCAGCGAGAAGGUGCACCGCAAUCCAAUACUAUAGCCUUUGUAGCUAUCAAGGUAGCAUGGCAAGCCUUGGGUGGCUUCAAUUCACCGGAAGGACAGCGCUUAGCACAAACCGUCCAAUCUGCCACCAACUCCGUCUUCUCCCGAUCAACCACACUCUCGGAUGCGUCGCCCUUUGCCCAUUAUGUUGAAGAGUCGCUAUUCUCCAAGUUCCUUGGUAGGAUACCUCUUAUUGCACCAGACGGUGCGGCGUGCGUCGGCAACGAGUACGACUUGUGGCCUGACGGGCCUCCGGGCAUCAUCGAAUACAGUAUGCAACAGCUGGGCACGCCCUCGAAGUACUUUUUGGAGAAUACAGCCGUCAACGAACGCCCAGCGCCGCUCUAGUGUUGUGCAGCUACCGCAUUGAACCGGUACGAGAUUAGCAGCGGUCGACAGGAAUCUUUCCGCAAGGUGCGAUGUCGCAGUACAUUACACAAACACGCCACUCCUAAUCUACAUCAGAAGCUUUCUUAAGCCGCCUUCUGGACCUCUAUAUUAAUUUCGCGGCAUGUCACGCGGCUCCACAUGGCGUGUUUCCAAGCUUCCCCGGAUUUAGACUUUAGCCGGCGGGAAUCUGAGAAAUGAAACACGGCGAAUUCACAUCUGAACUUGCUCCGGGCG
This is a messenger RNA of Alternaria rosae, 2032 nucleotides long. RefSeq lists its product as uncharacterized. Lineage: Eukaryota; Fungi; Ascomycota; Dothideomycetes; Pleosporales; Pleosporaceae. The record is from RefSeq and is a predicted model, not a curated record. The coding region runs from base 206 to 1756 and encodes 516 amino acids. The transcript is spliced from 2 exons. Gene Ontology annotation, molecular function: zinc ion binding; DNA-binding transcription factor activity, RNA polymerase II-specific. Gene Ontology annotation, biological process: regulation of DNA-templated transcription.